AUGAGUGAGCUGUUGGAAGAAACCAGAGCCAACACCGAGUAUAUUCGCAGCAAAGGCUACCGUGUCGUAGAGAUGUGGGAGUGUGACUGGCGGCAAAUGAAGAGAACCAACCAAGAACUACAGCGUUUUAUCGCCACGGAAGUCCGCAGAACCUUGGAUACGAUCAAGAUUAUGAGCCGGGGGCUAAUUUUGAGCGAGGUGCGAAAUGGGCGUUUGUUUGGGUGUGUGGAAGUAAAUAUUCGUGUGCCUCAGCAUUUAAAGGAGAAGUUUAGUGAAAUGUGCCCCAUCUUCAUUAACACAGAAAUCAGCCGCGACGAUAAUGGAGACGUCAUGCAAACUAAUGCUGAGGAACACAACAUCAUGGCUCAGCCUCGGCGAAGCUUGAUUGGGAGUAUGAAAGGUGAAAAAAUCUUGUUUGCCACAACCCUCCUCAAGUGGUACCUAGAACACGGCUUGGAGGUCACCAAAGUGCAUCAAGUGGUCGAGUUCACCCGUGAGCCCUGUUUCAAAUCUUUUGGGCAUGCAGUGUCUGGGGAUGCUGAUCCUAGGAAGGCCAUCAUUGCAGAUACCAUGAAACUUGUAAGUUUUUGUUCCAUUCUUUCAGUCAUAAAGGGGUGGGAACAAUCUCUCAGGUGGGCAAUUCAGGCUAUGGUAAGACAAUCGCCAACCAAUUGAAGCAUAUGAAUGUGGAGUACUGCAGUGACGCUGAAGCUAGCAGGAAAGUGAACACCCAC
Porites evermanni is the source of this 734-nucleotide messenger RNA. NCBI's taxonomy places the organism in Eukaryota, Metazoa, Cnidaria, Anthozoa, Scleractinia, Poritidae. The record is from the annotation of a GenBank genome assembly.